Cyprinodon tularosa is the source of this 1625-nucleotide messenger RNA. RefSeq lists its product as uncharacterized. The transcript has 5 exons. The coding region runs from base 441 to 1064 and encodes 207 amino acids. Gene Ontology annotation, cellular component: external side of plasma membrane. NCBI's taxonomy places the organism in Eukaryota, Metazoa, Chordata, Actinopteri, Cyprinodontiformes, Cyprinodontidae. The record is from RefSeq and is a predicted model, not a curated record. Gene Ontology annotation, biological process: negative regulation of T cell proliferation; immune response; cell surface receptor signaling pathway.
AAUGAUGAUGAAUUCAUUUCAAUAAUAAUGAUGAUGACUCUCCUCCUCUGUCUCCUCUCCUCAGGAGAAGAUGAUCUCCAGGAUCCUGCUGCUCAUCAUCAUCAACUCAUGUCUCUGUGCAGCAACAUUUGUAGUGAAUGUGACACAGAGCUCCUAUCAGGCAGAGGAGAACCACAACAUCACUCUGGAGUGGACCUUCACCACCAGACCCAACAGAACCUGGACACAACUGUUUAUAUUAUGUGAACUAUUAGCUCCUCCCAAUUCCUCUGUCCUCUAUCAUGUCCAUGAUGGUGUUGAGGUGUCAAAGUCUCAGGAUGAACAUUUUUCAGGACGAGUCCAGAGUGACAAAGACGUCCUCAGAGAAGGACGAAUCAGACUCCAUGUGUCCAGACUGAGGACUGAAGACUCUGGUCUGUAUCUCUGUGAUGUAAAGACUGAUGAUGGCUUCAACUCUGGAAGAUGUUACCUUAACGUCUCUGGAGAAGAUGAUCUCCAGGAUCCUGCUGCUCAUCAUCAUCAACUCAUGUCUCUGUGCAGCAACAUUUGUAGUGAAUGUGACACAGAGCUCCUAUCAGGCAGAGGAGAACCACAACAUCACUCUGGAGUGGACCUUCACCACCAGACCCAGCAGCACCUGGACACAACUGUUUAUCCUCUGUGAACUAUUAGCUCCUCCCAGAGCCUCAGUCCUCUAUCAUGUCCAUGAUGGUGUUGAGGUGUCAAAGUCUCAGGAUGAACAGUUUUCAGGACGAGUCCAGAGUGACAAAGACGUCCUCAGAGAAGGACCAAUCAGACUCCAUGUGUCCAGACUGAGGACUGAAGACUCUGGUCUGUAUCUCUGUGAUGUCAAGACUGAUGAUGGCUUCAACUCUGGAAGAUGUUACCUUAACGUCUCUGCAGCUGCUGAUGUCUCAGAACCUCAGAGACCGACUGUGGAUCCAGAACCAGAAGGUCCAGGAAGGAUGGGCCUCUAUGUUUCUCUGGUUCUGACAGCAGCAGCAGCUCUGAUGGUCAAACUGCUCCUAAUUUACUGUUUCAAAGCUUCAAACUCAGGCGUUUAACAGAACCCUGAAGGUUCUGAAGCUGCUGUAGGACCGAUGUCCUCACAUUGGAGUCUUAAUUUCUUUGGUGGACAGAGGGUCUCAUGGUGGACAGAAAGACAGCAAGGAGUCCAGGUCCAGUUGCUGCAAACCAAGCCCACAUCAUGACGUCUCCAUCUCCAUGCUGACAGCUGCUGUUGGUUCUUAUUUGGUGUGUUUGGUUCUCUCUUCAUUCUGACCAAACAUCUGGACUUUGGGUCCAUCUUUGUUCCAGAAGUCUGUUGGUUCUGAUCCAACUGAGCAGACCGACGUGUUUCUGCCUUCAGUGUUUUAGAGAGAAGAGAUUUUCUCCUCCAGCUCCUCAGAACCAGCCUUACUUAAAACCAUUAAAACCAGUAAUCUGCCAAAGUGCUGCUUUUCCACAGGUUCUCCCUCUGAUGAUGAUCAGUUCAAUCAGUCAUUUCAUUAUGACCUCCUGACUGUGACCCAUUCAGACCAGAUGAAGGACUUUUUCACUCAAUGCUUCUGCACUUUGGCCUAAAUUCUGUUCAGUAAAAUCAGUUGGUGAAACUUUUACUAUAA